AUGGCUCCGCCAUUAGACAACAUCGUCGUAGGGCAAAUUGCAUCUCUGUCCAUACUUUUCGUUCUCGCAACUGGAAUUUUUGGCCUUCGAUUAUUCACUCGGAUUGUACAUUCUAUGACCUAUCGGCUGUUAUUAGAUGACUAUUGCAUCAUUAUUGCGUGGAUACUGUUCGCUACCCAGCUGUUCCUCCGAGUCGCAGUACUUAAUGCCACGUCUCUAGUUCCUGUCGUCCUGCUGGUUAAGAGAAACGCGGACAUGAGCCAUGCAGCUGGGGUCAUGGCAAAUGUGGCAUGGUCGCUCGCCAAGACAUCUUUCAUCUUCACUCUUUUGCGGCUCGUCACCGGAAAACUACGAUGGCUAUUGUGGUUCAUCAUGGUGACCAUGAACGUUACUGUCGCGACAUGGGUACCCUUAUUCGAAAAUCCGUGUGGUCCUCGUUCUCAUUUACCAUGCAUGACAGGUAGACAGGCACUCGACUUUGCUGUCUUUGCUUCCGCUUAUUCAGUCUUUUUGGACUUUCUUCUAUCGUUAUUGCCAUGGAAGAUCAUAUGGCCACUGCACCUCAGUACAAAGGACAGAGUUGGUAUAUGCGUGGCCAUGAGCAUGGGAUUUGGUGCUGGAGCAACAGGGAUUGUCAAGAUAUUCCACCUCUUCAGUUUGCAAUCUACUUCGGCGAAAUCUUACUCCUCUGCAGACAAAUUAGGAGGUCUUUUUAUAUGGGAAAGUGCUGAGAUAGCAGCAACCAUCAUGGCCGCGUCAAUCCCCGUGCUUCGGAAGCUCUCUCUCAGCCGUAGGAGACACAGCGUUGCGCCUAACAUGCGGGAAAAUCAAGAAGGAGCGAUGAGGUCAAGCUUCCGACGACAGUUACGCAUGGUCGGUCUCGGUAGUCAAGUUACAAAUAACACUACUACGACUCAAGCUGCUCCACCAACAAUCCUUGGGUCAACUCGAGAGGAAGUGACUAUUAUUUGA
This is a messenger RNA of Colletotrichum orchidophilum, 972 nucleotides long. RefSeq lists its product as uncharacterized. NCBI's taxonomy places the organism in Eukaryota, Fungi, Ascomycota, Sordariomycetes, Glomerellales, Glomerellaceae. The transcript is spliced from 5 exons. The record is from RefSeq and is a predicted model, not a curated record. Bases 1 to 972 code for a protein of 323 amino acids.